AUGUUGCAAGACGGUUCCACAGAUAAAGACGGAUGUCGUGCCCAAAAGUUAUCCAUAUUAAAUAAAAUUAAAUGUCUCGAAACAGCCAACAAUAACGCAAAUCGUUUAUUAUUUCCCAUUCAUCACAAAUAUUUGAAAGACAAUCGAAAUUUAAAUAAUAGCAAUUAUAAUAAUAUCGACAAUGUAACAACAGAUGAUGUAGAAAAAAUUAUUUUAAGUGCGUAUGAAACAGCAAAAGUAUUGAUUGAUAAUUUAAAAAUGUGUAAAUUAUUAAAGCAAAAUAAAAUUUAUACAUUAAAACGGUUGUCCACAUAUAUAUCGAAUAGUGUACGAUCAUCAAGCAAUGUAACUGAUAACACAAUGAUUGAUGAUGACGUUGACAAUGAAUUAGACACAAGCAGUAGUAGUGGAAACGAAGACAAUGAUUAUUAUGGUGAGGAUAAUGAAAGUGAAAAUAUUUCUGAGGGUGAAGAUGAUGACAAAAUACCACUGGAUCAUUUUGCGCAAGUAAGAAAUACAACAUUCUCAGGUACACAAUCAGAUGUUGAAAAAACAGCGCUGAUAAUUAAUAAGGCACAAAAUACCGACGUUGAAUCAGAUCUUGAUAUUGCUCUAUCGCAACAAUCACGUGAAACAGCAACUGUUAAAAAACAAAAUCAGGUGGCAUCAAUUCCACUGAAACAACAAUCUGGUCAAUGUGCUCCUGAAGGUUGA
Messenger RNA from Didymodactylos carnosus, 714 nucleotides. NCBI's taxonomy places the organism in Eukaryota, Metazoa, Rotifera, Eurotatoria, Philodinida, Philodinidae. The record is from the annotation of a GenBank genome assembly.